This is a messenger RNA of Caenorhabditis elegans, 1275 nucleotides long. RefSeq names its product Nuclear Hormone Receptor family (gene nhr-275). Gene Ontology annotation, molecular function: DNA binding; zinc ion binding; DNA-binding transcription factor activity. NCBI's taxonomy places the organism in Eukaryota, Metazoa, Nematoda, Chromadorea, Rhabditida, Rhabditidae. Gene Ontology annotation, biological process: regulation of DNA-templated transcription; DNA-templated transcription. Bases 12 to 1241 code for a protein of 409 amino acids. The record is from RefSeq and is marked reviewed. The transcript has 5 exons. Gene Ontology annotation, cellular component: nucleus.
AAAUCUCAAAAAUGUCAAUCAUACCGCGAUCGCGAGGUUCUCCAUCCUCGAAAAUCUGCGAAGUUUGUGGCCUAGAGGGCCACGGACUACAUUUUGGAGCAAUCACAUGCCGAGCCUGUGCGGCGUUUUUCAGACGUGUUGGCGCUGGCGCCCGAUUUACCAUUGAAUGUCAAGUGGGUGACGAUCGAUGUGAAAUCACCUCAAAUGGAAGGUCGUGUUGUAAGAAAUGUCGUUUGAAAAAGUGCAAAGACAUUGGAAUGAUCGUAAAAAAUUUCCAAUACAACCGUGACCCCUAUAACGCCGAAAAAAUUGCCCCAUCGAUGACGUCAUUUCUGGGCAGACCUCAAUGCAUUUUGUCCUGUGAUCCUGAAACAGCAGCGUCUACGUCAACCGCUAACUUUAUUGAUUUAUCGGAAAUAAUUGAUAAAGUUAACAAAAUUUUGUCACAGGACACACAAAUCCCUCAUUCCCCCAGACAAAAUCGUCUGCAGAAAUUGGUGGCAACUUUUAAUUCAGGAAGAUUUUCACAUUGCAUGGAGGAAGAUUUAAAGGAGCUCACAACGAUAGGCUUCAAAGAAUCCAUGAGCUUUUGGGAAUCUAACAUCCUUAUGACUGCAAACUGGUUGACCCAUUUUGACGAGUUUCAGGAAUUGAAUCAAAAUAUUAAGCUAGAAUUUUUAAAAAUAAUUUGGAGCAUAUGGGGAAGGCUGGAGAAGUUGGCUCAGAAUGCACUUUUCCAUCGGAGCUAUAAUAAUAAUGAUACCUCGAAGCUUUUAGUGGGUGAUGAUGGGAUUGUGGAUAGGAGGAAUGUGAAAUUGGACAUUGGAUGGCUCACGGAUUACUCGGUGGAGCAAUUUGCAUACUAUAUUGAAAGCCGCAGAGAUGGAGUUCUGAACAAGCCGCUUCAAGCCAUGAUCGACCUGAACCCAACCGACAUUGAGCUCAACUACAUGCUGGCUCAGCUCUCCUUUUCCUAUGCUUCAAAGCAUUUCCCUGGUGAAGGAAAUAAACUGGAAAUUGCGGAGCACCUUCAACAACUGAUUGCCGACGAUUUGCAUGCCUACUAUACAGAAGAGCUGAACAUGACAAGCUACUCGGAUCGAAUAUUGAAAAUGAUGAAAGUGAACAAUAUGUUGCAGAGGCUGAUGUGGGAACGGAGGGAGAAGCUGAAAAUUGCACGAAUGUUUGACAUUUUUAAAGUGGAAUUUUCGGACCCGGAAUUGUUUAGAGAUACUCUUUGAAAUUUCCAGAAAACAUGUAUAAAAUUUUUUAUUU